ACCAAUAGAAAGUGACAAUAGAAAGUAAACACAUUAAUCAAUACUUAAGUAAUAAUUCAAUCAUCAACAACUACAUCAUUGUAUUUAUAAAAUUUAAUUUAAAAUUUUAAUCUCUCUAGUAUUACUCUUUUUAUAAUCACUAAAGUUGCAAUAUCCUACGUGAUAAUUUCAAAUGAUCAGUAGGCGGUAAUGCAAUAUCCUACAAAAUAAUUGUGGUUAGGUACCAUCUAGCCAGAAAACUGAACUUUUAUGUGUUUUUUGUGUGGCUAGUUUUUCUGUUCUUGUUGGUUGCUGCCAUGGUCUUUUGACUCUUUUCGCAUCUAUCACUACAAGAAAAACUGGGACGUGAACUGGUGGGCUUAUAUUCAUUGUGGUGGGUUGAGUAUAUUGGUUUUACAAGCAAUGUUAUACUUACCACAUUUAUAUUACAUUUUUCAUGGUAGUAGGACCAACUAAUACAUGUGAGCCUUAUUUUUAUUAAAAAUAAUACAAAUAUGAUAUGAUAAAAAUAACAUUUUUUUAGUUUUAUUUGAGUGUGGGGGCAUGUACCCAGUCUUGCCUUAUAGCUAGGAGAGGUAUUUUAGUGUGUCAAAAACAAACGUUGCACUAAGUGUAAUAAUAUAACUAAUCGAAUUUCUUAUUUUAAAGUUCUAACCAAUUGUAUUAUAAAAAUGAGUGUAGCCGUGUUGCUGGUAUUGAAAAAAUUCUCCCAGCGGCAAAAUAGACAGAGUACUUAAGCAAUGAUGUAGGGGAGGGCCAUAUAAUGUAUUAGUUUAAUAUAUGCAAUCAAAUCCUUUUGCCGUACACUUUUUCCGCAUUUUGCAGUUUAAUACGUAGUUCAAAUCAAGCAUUUGUAUCUAAUAGAAGAAGAACAUCACUAUAUUUAUGUGUGGUUGAUGUGCAAAGAAAGUAGUAAGUAGAAACCAGAAAGAGUGAAAGAACAACCGAGAAAGAUGAAGAAAGUGGAACUCGUGUUCAUCCCAUCACCAGGAGCAGGCCACCUUGUACCAACGUUGCAAUUCGCAAAGCGUUUGAUCGAUCGCAACGACAGAAUUUCGAUCACCAUUCUUGCCAUCCAGUCAUCCUUCCCAACCACUCUAAGUUCCUACACAAAAUCGAUUGCAACCUCAGAACCCCGAAUCCGAUUCAUUGAUGUCCCACAACCUCAAGAUCGACCUCCGCAAGAGAUGUACAAGUCACGAGCAAAGUUCUUCUCUCUUUACAUUGAGAGUCACGUCCCCAGUGUCAAGAAAAUCAUCACCAACCUCGUCUCCUCUAGUUCUAAUAGUUCAGAUUCGAUUCGUGUUUCUGCUUUGGUAGUUGAUUUCUUCUGUGUGUCCAUGAUUGAUGUGGCCAAAGAACUCAAUAUUCCUUCUUAUCUUUUCCUGACAAGCAAUGCAGGAUAUCUAGCUUUCAUGCUCCACCUUCCAAUUCUUCAUGAAAAAAACCAGAUUGCUGUUGAAGAAUCCGAUCCUGAAUGGUCAAUCCCAGGUAUUGUCCACCCGGUUCCUCCUAGAGUUUUUCCAGUGGCUUUGACAGAUGGUAGCUGCUCCGCUUACAUCAAGUUGGCUUCAAGAUUUAGAGAGACUAGAGGCAUUAUAUCAAACACAUUCGUAGAGUUAGAGACACAUGCUAUCACAUUGUUUUCCAAUGACGACCGAGUCCCUCCAGUGUACCCAGUUGGGCCAGUGAUCGACCUGGAUGAUGGUCAGGCACAUUCCAGCCUAGACCAAGCACAGCGCGACAAGAUCAUCAAAUGGCUUGAUGACCAGCCUCAGAAAUCUGUUGUGUUUUUGUGUUUUGGUAGCAUGGGAAGCUUUAGGGCAGAGCAAGUGAAGAAAAUAGCUUUAGGGCUUGAACAGAGCGGACAAAGGUUUUUAUGGUCCCUGCGCAUGCCGUCACCCAAAGGCACAGUCCCAAGUGAUUGCUCAAAUCUUGAAGAAGUUUUGCCAGAUGGAUUCUUGGAGAGGACCAAUGGGAAGAGAGGGUUGAUAUGUGGGUGGGCCCCACAGGUGGAUAUCCUGGCCCACAGUGCGACCGGAGGGUUCUUGUCACACUGCGGGUGGAACUCGAUCUUGGAGAGCUUGUGGCAUGGCGUCCCUAUUGCGACGUGGCCCAUGUGUGCAGAGCAGCAGCUCAAUGCUUUUAGGAUGUUGAGGGAGUUGGGGAUGGCGUUGGAGAUGAGGCUGGAUUACAUGACCGGCAGCGCUGACGUGGUGGGGGCGGACGAGAUUGAGAGGGCUGUGGUUGGUGUGAUGGAGAAGGAUAGUGAGGUGAGGAAGAAGGUGGAAGAGAUGGGAAAGUUGGCUAGAAAAGCUGUGAAGGAUGGAGGGUCUUCAUUUGCUUCUGCUGGGAGAUUUAUUGAGGAUGUGAUUGGUGAGAGUUGGGGUUUUAAGUAGUAUGGGUUGCUAAUUUUGUAAGUUUAAGAAAUCUUGAAUGUACUAAUAUCUCCAUGUUCUCGUAUGCCGUUUAUGAAUUUAUCAGCAAGUAAUUUAUAUGUUUUCCUUCUACAAUGAUAAA
This is a messenger RNA of Malus domestica (apple), 2520 nucleotides long. RefSeq names its product UDP-glycosyltransferase 71K1. Lineage: Eukaryota; Viridiplantae; Streptophyta; Magnoliopsida; Rosales; Rosaceae. Gene Ontology annotation, molecular function: UDP-glycosyltransferase activity. The record is from RefSeq and is a predicted model, not a curated record.